This is a messenger RNA of Episyrphus balteatus (marmalade hoverfly), 718 nucleotides long. It is a transcript of the gene Srx, whose product is annotated as putative sulfiredoxin. The transcript is spliced from 3 exons. Gene Ontology annotation, cellular component: cytoplasm. Lineage: Eukaryota; Metazoa; Arthropoda; Insecta; Diptera; Syrphidae. Gene Ontology annotation, biological process: cellular response to oxidative stress. The record is from RefSeq and is a predicted model, not a curated record. Gene Ontology annotation, molecular function: sulfiredoxin activity. Bases 84 to 509 code for a protein of 141 amino acids.
UCGUGGUCUUUAGUACUAAAGUGCGCAUAGCUUGAACAUUAUUUUCAAGUUUAGAUAAUAUUGUUUCCUGUUUUUGGCUAGGAAUGUCAACACUGCUUCAAAGAUUAAACAAAACUAUUAAUUCAUCAUCUUUAUCAAAAUCAUUUGCAAUAAUUAGCAAAAUGUGUUCCAACAACACUUCAGUACAUAGCGCAUCUGUAGAUGAGGUGCAUGAUGUACCUAUGAGUGAAAUACACCGACCGAUUCCAUCGAUUUUAGAUGAAGAAAAAGUACAAUCUUUAAUGGCAACUUUGGAGAUUGAAGAAUCUCAAGGCAACGUCCCACCAAUUGAUGUACUCUGGAUUAAAGGAACUGAAGGAGGCAACUACUUCUAUAGUUUUGGAGGCUGUCAUCGAUUUGAAGCUCAUAAACGACUACAACGACCAACCAUCAAAGCUAAAUUAGUUACGUCUACACUAACUGAUUUAAGACAUUAUAUGGGAUCAAGUACUCCGCAAAAUUUAAAGUGAAAAUAUAUAAAAACUUUUAAAUUGUAAAUUAAUUUAAGGACAAAUGUUGUAUGAGUUUGGAUUAUUUGAAAUCAAUGUUUAAUUUUAAUAUUUUCUUAUUCAUUUUCUAAAAAAAAAACUAAAAAACUAAUAUGUUACUUGUAAACUAUAUUUUUUUAUAAUUGACAAACUUAAGGAAAAAGAAAACAAAAUAAACUUUUUUAAAGAAU